AUGACCGGAUCCAUGACCACAUACAUGACCAAAUCCAUGACUGGAAAACCCGUCCAUGACCAAGUCAUUCCCCGAGUGAUGGCGCUUGUCGCCAUGAAGCUGGACGGUCAUUCCACCUUCGAGGCGACGUUCGAAAGCGCAUACCUGCAGGUAGACGCGUUCACAGCGCUAUCUGCGGGCGCCGAGCAAUCUCCUGAGGCAGCGACCACAGCGGCAGUACUGGUGGAGGCUGAGGAGCAGGAGGGCUACACGGUGACCAACGCCGUGCAGAGCUACACGCUGCGAGGGGAAGAACUCAGCGGCCUGGACUGCAGCGUGUACAACCUAGCCUCCAACUACGAGGUCCGACGUGUGCCGCCAGCUCAGCACCCGCACCGAGAGCGAUUGGGUCUACAGAUCCCGGUGGCAGUUCGACGCCGCAAGCGCACUACCCCUGCCACACCCAUAACCGCCCCUGUGCCUGCCCCUGUGCCUCUGCUGACUGCAGCCCCGGCCCCUCCUCCUGAGCCACCUGCUCCUACAGCUGCAGUGACACUCAACCAGCCAACGUCUCAGACAGCCACGGAGCUGCCCCGCCUGGUAGCCUUCCACAGCACGCAUCCGCUGUACAGAACACAUGUCCACAUCCGCCUGCCGCGGCCACGAUAUGUACAGCUUGGAGGCUCUCUUCCCCGCCGGCCCCGCCCUGGCACCUCUGCUGCGGGCAUGGCGCAGUACUACACGUUUGUCCUGGGUACUUUCAAAGCUCACCGGGGUCAGCCCAUCCCCCCCGGGCUGAGUGUAAAGGAAGCCUACGACACCUGGUGGGCAGAGCUGGGCACUACCGAGGCAGGUCGCUCAUACCAAGCGUACGUAACGGUGCUGCUGGACAACAUCGAAGAGGACCACGCAGGGAAAGCCCGCCAUCAGGCGGAGUACAACCAGCGGCGCCGCCAGCAGUGUGCGGCAGCGGCAGCGGCCGCGCUGCCUGAAGGUGACAGCACGAGCGCUUCGGAUGGAGAUACUGAUGACGGCAUCCGCGGGCAUCUCAGGCCUGACCCUGAAACACAGCCGCCCGCUGAGGACCAGCUGGAGCACUUCGUGUACAUCCCAGGUCAGGAGUAUCCAACGGCUGGCACAGACCUCGCCGCCGUCGCUCUUACGGACCUGUUUGACUGCACCAACGCUGCUGGCGCAUAUGCCUACGAUGCAGCACGCGGACCCCUGGUCGCCAUCGUGCGCAUGCCUGGCACUCCUGAGCGGACUGAACAGGCUCGCAUGCCCAUCUACGUGCACCUCCCCCAGCCGCCCAGCAUCGACGACACCAUCGAGCUGUUCACGCUCGCCCCCCACCAGGCCGUGCCCUUCAUGCUCAUGGCUCGGUACUUCGAUCGCCGCGAGGAGCCGAACCCUGGCGACCCGCCACAGAUGCUUGUGGAGGGCAAGCCCGGUACCGGAAAGAGCCAGUUCGUACAAGCGCUCCUUUGGUACACCUUCCAGCAUGGCUGCCCGCACUGGGCGGCCACCUGCGCCUACUCAUGGGCUGCUGCAACUGCAUUCAACACGCCGGUGCACCGCAGCCUCUCUACCCACGCCAUGUUUGCCCUGUCUGCUGGCAGCAACCGAGCAGAAAGCGUCCGGAAAGGCAGCACAGCCAGCCUACAGGUGCAUCGCAAUGUCGGCGAUGGUGCGCUCAUAAUCGACGAGAUCGGCAUGAACAGCCUGGACCACCUGGGUGUGUGCAACCAGUCUUGCACUCGUCACCUCUUGCCGCCGUCGCAUCCCUACCAAAAUGAAACCGCUUUAAGAGCGCUCUCAACGCAAUCUUAA
Molecule: messenger RNA, 1809 nt
Organism: Volvox carteri f. nagariensis
Lineage: Eukaryota; Viridiplantae; Chlorophyta; Chlorophyceae; Chlamydomonadales; Volvocaceae
Exons: 2
Coding region: 1-1809 (602 amino acids)
Source: RefSeq, a predicted model, not a curated record